Messenger RNA from Spodoptera littoralis (African cotton leafworm), 1185 nucleotides. Lineage: Eukaryota; Metazoa; Arthropoda; Insecta; Lepidoptera; Noctuidae. The record is from the annotation of a GenBank genome assembly.
AUGUCUAAAAGAGAUCCGUCAGAUCGACAUGGACAUGACCGAAAGUUGGAUCCGAGUGACUAUGAAAACUUGAUAUCACAACAUAAUUUAUUCGAGGCUUCACGAUCAAAACACCAAGAACUACCAAGUUUUCCAGGAUUUUCCAAUGCUGAAACGCAAACGAAAAACAGUGAUAUAAAAGAACAGGCAGUGCACUCUGGUCUUGGGCCCUGGCAUUACAACCCCUGGUGGGUGCUCGCUGGGGCCGCCGGCACUAGCACUGCAAGGGCCCUGCCGUCUCAAGACGGCUAUUCAGAACACAGUGAACAAACUAAAGUGAAACAAGAGCCACCUGGUCCUGGGACUCCAGACAGGGACCCACUACAAUCGGACUUGGAACAGUUUCAAGCAGAAACAGUUACACCUCCAGUUGGAUUGGAUUCUUUUUGUGAUGACUGUUCAGACCCAUUUUGUGACUCAAGUUCAGCAAUAUGUCGCAAAUUAUUCCACUGUCCCCACUGCCGAAAGAGCUACCCAACAAUUUUAGAAUUUAACACGCAUUUGACAGGAGUUCAUCCAGCACAAAAGCCUUUUCGAUGUCAAAUAUGUUUGGAACCUUUUUAUAAAAAAUCACAGCUACGAAGACAUCUGGAUGCUAAUCAUACACGAAAAGAUGUGAACAAAUGCUCAGUGUGCUCCAAAUAUAUUAAGGAUAAGAGCAAUUUACGUAAACACAUGCAAGUACACACAGGUCGUGUACCUCAGAAACAAUUCAAGUGUGAUCUGUGCAACAACAAGCGCUACAUGUCAUUAGACAGACUUAACAAUCAUAAAGUGGUGUGCACAGGAGAGAAAGUUCUCAAGUACUGUGACAUGUGCACUAAAGUUUUUGAUAAUUCAAGAUCACUUAAUAGCCACAAAAAAGUACAUGCUAGGGAAUUGAAGUGUGACAACUGUGGAGAACAAUUGCGCUCAUUAGAGCAAUUUACAAAUCAUAAGAUGAUUUGUCAAGGAGCUACAUCAGAAGCAAGCGCUAGCCAUGGUCAAGCUAGUUCAGGACACGCUGGUAUGCCAACCAUGGGGCGCUGUUGCACUCAGCCUGGAAUAUGUGAACAUGACAAGCCGGCCUACUUGAACAUACCCGGAUAUGCGGCUGGUAGAGUGCUGGAUGCCACUCUUUCCUCUUUGAAAUCAGAGCUAAACUGA